CUUCAAAAUUCAUGACGUUUAAAUUCUGAAUUUGCCUUCACCACCAACUCAACCCCAAUCUCAUUCACUCAAAAAUUUCAAAGCCUAUAAAAUCAAAACACUCAAAAACUUUGACUCAGAUUCUCUAGACCAUUAUCUACAAAUUUGCAAACACCAUUAUUUCUUAUCACUAUCUCUAAAAAUGAAAGGAGUCGAUAUAUUCUGUGCAACCCAAGCUGCAACUUCCAUAUGUCUAAGCAUGCAAGAAGCCUCAUCUUCUUCUUCUUCUGUAAUCCAAUUAGGCGGCGACAGCAUUUCUAUCUGCCGCCUAAUUGACCGUUACAAUCCCAUCAUUAGAGAUUCCAGAAUAACAUGUGGCAGUGGCCGCAACAGGCCACUGCCACCUCAUUCUUCUAAUCAACUACCCAUUUCUCCAAAACCAAAGAAUAUUAACAAGAAAAGUAAUACAUCUUCAAAACCAUCAAAAGAAACCAAGAAAAGGCAAAAUGAUCAUAACGGUCAUGUUGGUAAGAGAAAAAGUAGUUGGAGUUGUACAAAACCUAGUGAAUUUAUCACCCCACCUAGUUCUUCAAGGUAUCUUUUGAGUGAAAAAGAUUUGGUUGAUGUUUUAUCUGAUUAUAAUCAUGAUCCAGUUUUGAAUUCCAAAUCUUGUCAUCAAGCUGUGAAAGUAGUGGCAAAUGAGUCUUCUCCUCCAAAGCCACCAUCUUCUUCUUCUCCCUCUGGGGACCAGGUGGUUGUUCUAAGAGUUUCACUGCACUGCAAAGGAUGUGAGAAGAAGAUGAGGAAACAUCUCUCUAGAAUGGAAGGGGUGACAUCUUUCACCAUAGACUUUGUUGCAAAGAAGGUAACAGUUACUGGGAAUGUGACACCAUUGGAGGUUCUUGCAAGUAUUUCUAAGGUGAAAAAUGCACAACUUUGGCCACCUACAGUGGCAUCUUCAGUCCCUUCAACAAAAGCUGAUUUGAUCAACUCUGAAUUGAAGAAUGCAAAGCAGCUGGUUGUGUCUGAUAGGAAAUUAGAAAAUCAUUCUCAAAAUCCACCAGUUAUUCAGCUAUUGUAAAUUGAAUUUUUAUGUUAUUAGACAAAAGAGAAGUUUAGCUUGGUUUUGCUUUCUUGUCUUAUGGUUUUAAUUUCUGGUAUUAGUAAGCUUUUAUUCUUGAGAUAAACAUUAAUUUGGUACCUA
Nicotiana attenuata is the source of this 1183-nucleotide messenger RNA. RefSeq names its product protein SODIUM POTASSIUM ROOT DEFECTIVE 3-like. NCBI's taxonomy places the organism in Eukaryota, Viridiplantae, Streptophyta, Magnoliopsida, Solanales, Solanaceae. Bases 182 to 1060 code for a protein of 292 amino acids. The transcript has 3 exons. Gene Ontology annotation, molecular function: metal ion binding. The record is from RefSeq and is a predicted model, not a curated record.